AUGGCACCAAAGGAGCGGCCGUGGGAUGACGACGCCGUUGUGGUCAGUCGGAACGACUUGCGCGACUUCAACGAAGAAGGGCUCAUUCCCCUCCCUGACGAGAAAGUGGAGGCGAUCCGUGCCUGGCUCCAGCCGACUUCGUACAGCGCAGAGAAUAGUGAGUGCAGCAAGCAUCGGGCCUCGCACCUCGCUGGCACAGGCGACUGGCUUUGGAACGCCCCAAGCUACACAGCAUGGCACGAGAGCCAUGAGCAUGGCAUGCUGCUGAUCAAGGGCAUUCCCGGGUCCGGCAAGUCCGUCAUCGCAGGGAGCCUGGUGGACAGGUUGUCGAGAGAAGACGUUCCGGUGCUGUACUUCUUCUUCCGCCAAAUCAUUGACGCCAAUCAUGCCCCCAUUGCAUUGCUACGCGACUGGCUAGAUCAGGUGGUGGUCUACAGCCCGCCGCUGCAGGCACAGCUAGACAAGUACCUCGAAAGCAGACAGACGCUGGCGAUCAAGUCAAUGAAUGACCUUUGGAAAGAUCUCAAGAUUGCCCUAGGUCACUUACCCAAGGUGUAUUGUGUCGUGGAUGCGCUUGAUGAGAUAGACGAUGGGAAUGAGGACUUUCUCAAAGAGCUUGCCGAGCUUGGACGGUGGCGACCAGCCCACAUCAAGGUGGUUGCUACAAGCCGCCCCGUUCCACGAGUUGAGCAUCCGAUACGACAGAUUCCAAUGAAAGAAAUAAGGCUGGAGGAGAAAAUCAUUGACAUGGAUAUCGGUACCUAUGUUGAGCACCAUUUAGGACACUCUUCCAUUCCGGUGGAUCUGCAUGCUCAAAUCAAGCGAGUUGUUCCUGGCAGGGCCAACGGACUCUUUCUCUACGCCAAGCUGGCAAUGGAAGCCUUUCUUAAGCCAGGGGCAGAUGUAAUGCAAGUUAUGGCGGCUUUGCCCGCAGAUCUGAACGUACUAUAUACGGACUUGCUACAGCAACAUAUUCUUCGUUCUGGGGUACCUGAGCAUCUCCAGAUCCUCAUCCUCUCAUGGGUCACUCAUGCUUCGCGACCACUACGGUUGCUAGAGAUUGCUGAAAUGAUCAAUAAGACACAGAGCAUUGACCUCUCUGAUUUCAGGGCAAUCAAGGAGCUGGUUCGAACCAGUUGUGGCCCUCUUUUGGAGAUCUUACCAGAUGAAACGGUCUCAGUAGUUCAUCAUUCGUUGACCGAGUUCCUCAAUGGAUCGACUCGCAGUCCAGAGAAGCAUAUGGUAUCUACGACUGGUACAACAUCUUAUCCUAUUUUGGACCAAGGUUCCACACACAGUCGCCUCGCUCGAGUAUGCAUUUCCUACAUACUUGGCUCAAAAUGCCUCGACGGUGUCAAAACCAAACAAGUCAAGAAGCGUCUUGACUUGAACGGAGGAUCCAAGACAGAUGACGAUAUAGUCGAUGUUUUAGACCAAUGUAGUUACAAGAGGCUUGGGGGAGAUGACGAAGCCAAGUGCAAAAGGUCUUGGAACGGCGAUUUACCUGCAACUCCAGAACUUCGUUCCCGUUAUCCCUUUCUGGCGUACUGCCUCGACAAUUGGCACGUCCAUGUCAGAAAGGCAGAUUCUCACUCAGAACUCUCGGAAGAUCUGCUGGGUGACGUUGAUAAAUUGCUCGCUGGUACUAACUGUUUGGCUUUGGAGGCGUUGGAGAGAAGAACGGCCUGUGGGUGGAAGCCCAUCCAUGUCGCUUCUUGCAAUGGGUUGAGUCAGUACGUAUCUCACCUCAUGGCAAGAGGAGGGACGAAUGUCGACAUGGAUGAUAGAUAUGGAGAAAAACCUCUCCUUUUCGCGGCUGGGGGAGGGCACGCCCCUACUGUCAAGGUGCUGCUGGCAGCUGGAGCAAAGCCAGACCAGGAAUCUCUAAGAGACGGAUCAAAACCCCUGCACAAGGCAGCGACGAGCAAUAAUGGUGACACAGUCAAAUUCAUUCUCCAAGCUGGAGUCGAUCCAAUGACGAAAAAGACAAGAGAAGACCCUGACUGGUAUCCCGUGGGUUCUGGAACCACGGGAUAUACACCACUCAUGAUGGCCUUCCUCAACGGUCAUUUGGAAUCAGCUAGGGCCUUUAUACCCUAUCUUUCCACAAAGAGGCAUGUCUACAGGGCCCUAGGAUGGGCAGUAGAGGGCGGGCACUAUUCUCUAGUGGAAGAGAUGCUCAAGCGCCCACUUGUCAAUGUCAACACCAAGAUUCGCGGGGAGACACCCCUAAUGUACGCGGCAAAGCGUCACGAUUUCAGGAUGAUGAUUCUCCUCUUACGCGCUGGUGCAGACCCGACGAUCACGGCCGAUGAAGUUUGGGGUGAUGAGUUUGAGGACUAUGACACUGAUGAGGAGGAGCAUUUCGAAGGAGAAGACGAGGGUGAAAAUUCAGUGAUGGCCGACAAAGGCGGCCCCAACGCCCUACACAUACUUUGUGGUGCAACGGAAAUAAGUUGGUCGUCUCAAACAGCUGAUGAAAAGACCCUCCACCCAGGAUUGAUGGAAGAAACGGUUUCCUUGAUGCUCGAUGCCGGAGUCGAUAUAAAUGGUACAUACCGUGCACCAUCGUACUAUAACGGUGGCAGUCCUCUAGGUAUUGCCGCAUCACGGCGGCCCGCCCUUGUACGCACCCUAAUAAGAGCUGGGGCGGAUGUUACAGCUAGGAGUAGCGGCGGUUCAACUGUACUACAUAAUUGUUUGAACCCAGACCUGAUACAGCUCAUGGUUGAGGAGGGAAACGCGGAUCUUAUCCAUGCGGAGACCUCGACUGGAUUAACGCCCCUUCUCUGUGCCUCCGGUAGUGGUAAGAUGACGGCAGCACUGGCUCGAAAGUUUUCUGAGCUUGGUGCAAACAUGACACAUACCGGCCCAAAGGGGGAGGGAGCCCUACAUCGUUUCUUCUCCGGGUACUUGUUUAGGUUUAAAUGUGACCAGGUUGUAGAGAUUGUUGAAGCUCUCCUUGCAGCAGGGGUACCGCCAAACUCCAAGAAUCACGACGGCGAGACUGUUCUACACCGCAUCCUCAAAUUGACAGAAGUCAAGUCACCAUUUGGGGACGUUUCAAAGAGGGUGGUCUCUGCCCUCUUGGCAGCAGGAGCAGAUAUCCAUGUUCGUGAUAAUGAGGGGAAAAACCCGCUGUUCAAGUUGGUAAGCGAAGCCAGGUCGCCAGAUCGAGUUGCGGUUGUGCAAAUGCUGGCAGAGCUAGGAGCAGACAUCAACGGCCGCGACUUUCGCGGCCGUAAUCUAUACUUUUACCGCCCCAAGAGAGAUUCUGAGGCAAUGGUAAGAACACUAGUUUCCUGGGGAAUAGAUCCAGCAGCAGUUGAUUAUGAAGGGAAUCCGAUGGACUGGUCUCUCGCGCCUCCAGGCCACAAAAACAACGCCGGCGAGACCUAUGUACACUGGCUAGCGGCCAACCAAGCUUUGCAGCUAGAAAAGACGCUCACAACCUUCGACAACUUCGAUGCCGAAGACAAUGCCGGUAUACGGCCAAUCCAUCACUUCGCAAAAGACAACGACAAGCUGGUCGCUCUAGCUUUGAAUGGCGGUGCGUGCGCUGUUGGGCGCACACACAAAGGCAUGAGCCCCUUGCAGGUUGCCGCAGCCUUCAGGCAACCCAACAUCGUCGGUCGUCUGAUCGAUGCCAUUAAAGCCAAGAAAGGAACCGAGUUUCUCAAGUCUCACAUCGACUACAACCGUAACGGCAUAAUUCCAUCGGCACUGCAGUAUGCUUGUCAGACGAGAAUGCCAGAGACGGCCUCGCUGCUCCUCGACGCUGGUGCAGACCCGGGUCUGGCUUUUUCACCAAGAAUCCCACGUCUAUGGUGUGAAACUGUGCAGAAGAAAGAUGGGUACGAAUUUGCCCCAAGUGAACAUGUUGAGAGCGGGCUGUAUUCUACAAUAAGUCAAUGGAAUAGGUGGAAUGGCUCGGGAAGUGUGUCAGGCCGUGAUAUAAUGCCGCGGCUUGAACCGAUCAUGGAUUUAUUGUAUUCUCGUGGUGCGAUGUCUGGAGAAAAAAUUGAUGCAAUGAUCGGGUCGAACGACGGCGACGACUAUGCGACAGAAUGUCUGCUCAAACUAAGGCAGCGGGUUUUCUCUGGGGAGGAAGUAGACGUCUUGGAACACGAUCAAAGAGCAGCAUUGUCAAAACCGCUGUCCGCUCUAGAGCUAUAUGCUGAUGCAUUGCUAAGACACGGCAAAGAUCAAGGCAGAGGCAAUGCUUCUAGAAGUGAGGACGAGCUAAGGGACGAUGCCUCGUUAGAUAACAACGAGACAUGUAAAAUGAAAGACGGGCUGUGGAACGCCCUCUCAUAUGCAUCCCUCGUUGGAGUGUAUCGUCGCGCAUCCGCCAGGAGAGCGUUUGUCCGCACUGACUCCGACACGUCCUAUGAUCAUAUGACAUUAGAUGGCCAGUGGGACCUGAUCCUGUACAAGGCCCAAAAAGAUCCAGAGCUCUUCAAAACCGAUUACUAUGGGAACUACGUACUGUCGAAAUUUACGGCAUGGGGCUUGGUCUCAAUGUUAAGAGUCCUAAUAACUCCACAGCGUAUGCAGGAACUCGACGGAGAAUAUGAAGAGCGAUUUUUGCACUCCAAAAUCCCUUCAGACUCUGAUGACAAUAGAUUCGGCUCUCACGGGCCAAAGCCGCUCCUUCUUCAAGCUUGUGAGAGGUCCAUAGAUAAUCUGCCCAUGCUGCGGUUCCUCGUUGAGGAACUGGGCGCAAACAUCGACAUCCAGGAUUUAGAGAUUACGGGAUCUCGUGAGAUGAGGAAACAUGUUAAAGGGAAUGGUGCAUUGCAUGAACUGGCGAGCAAUGGAAAUUGGUGGGCUGCCGCACGCGGUCUGCCGUAUCUCCUGGAACAGGGCGCUGAAGUCGAUCUGCGAGACAAGACAAACCGCACCCCGCUCAUGCAUGCGCAUUCCGCUCAGGGAGCGCAUUAUCUGAUCGACCAUGGUGCAGACGUGAAUGCACAAGAUAACUUUGGACUCAACUGCUUGACACACGCAACCCAGAAUCUGGAAAUAGUGAAACUUUUAAUGAGUUGCGGCGCGAGUGUUCAGCCGGAGGUGUUCCACUGUCUCCUGAAAGAAAGAACCAUGGACGAAUCAACUCCGCUGAUUCUCGAUACCAUAUGCACUGGCAUAGACGUUAACUCCCGCUGUACAUCAUUACAUUCGAUGGCGACUGAAUCUAUUGCUAAGGAGGUCCCGGUAAUCAAACAAGAGCGUUACGCCUUGUAUCUAGCAGCCGCACCAAAUCCAAUGUUCUUCCAACCCGGCUCCAGGAUUCAAUACUCGAGGGAUCAGGUACUUAGGAGAAAUCUGCCGGUGAUCGAUAUUCUUCUCAAACACGGUGCCAACCUCUACGCGAGUUUUUUCAAGCGGGGAAGGCCAAGUGAGGAUAAUCCCGAGGACAGCGGGGAAGAAGUGACACUCCUACAUGAUCUCCUCGAGAUUGGAGGCCUAGUAGAACCUUUAUUGAGCCACAAGAGUACAGAGCUAGAGCGACUUGACAAUAAGGGACGAACAUUACUCCUUGCCGCGUGUCGAAGCGAACUGGGACCAGAUGCUCCUAUAGGUGCCGUCCACUCCGGGUUCUUGGGGAACCUUUAUAACAAGGAAGUAGCACCUGAACAAUCCAAUGGAAGGCCAUCGUUGACCAAAUACCUGAUCGAAAAGGGUGCUUGCGUCACUGCCCGGGACAAUGAUCGGAAAAACGCACUGCAUCAUAUCUUCGAGUCCAGGACCACUGGGGGACUAGAGUCUUUUUCUCUGAUAAUGUCUCUUGCACCGGAAUUGGUUCACCAAGUUGACAGUUCUGGUGCAAGUCCCCUUCUCUACGCACUUCGGAGAUUUUUCUCCCCUAUGGCCUCGGACACUCGACCGAUCAAAAUGCUACUUGAUGCAGGCGUCAACCCCCAUGUUGAGGAUGCGCAAGGAAACAGCCCACUGCACAUACUCGGUGCACGUUUAGCUGGGCACGGUUGGUCUGAAGAACAGGUCCUGCAAAUUCAUGAAUUGUAUCAGAGAUUCAUCUCACUGGGUUUACCUAUCAAUGGGCGUAAUAAACAGGGCGAGACUCCCGUUCUGUCUUUUUUUAAGAAUCAAGGCUUGGACGUUGGGUAUAAAUAUUCCACGGGUCAGGAUGCAAAGAGACAACAGGCCGCAUUGGAUAUUUUCUCCGCUGCAGAGGCCAAUACCUUGGCUGUCGAUGCAGACAGAAACACACUUCUGCAUACAGUCGCAGCUACGGCCGGGUCACUACAGAAUGGCGAGGCUGGUGAACUCAUGGUUCAACGUUUUCAAUGGUUAAUUAAUCAAGGUCUAGACAUUAUAGCGGAGAAUUCUGCAUUCCAAACGUGUUUAGAUAUUGCGAUGGUAAAUGGAAACCAGGCUAUUCUGAAACUCUUUGAACGAAAGGAAAAGGAGUAA
This is a messenger RNA of Clonostachys byssicola, 6435 nucleotides long. The record is from the annotation of a GenBank genome assembly. Lineage: Eukaryota; Fungi; Ascomycota; Sordariomycetes; Hypocreales; Bionectriaceae.